Molecule: messenger RNA, 2124 nt
Organism: Psammomys obesus (fat sand rat)
Lineage: Eukaryota; Metazoa; Chordata; Mammalia; Rodentia; Muridae
Gene: Rpe
Product: ribulose-5-phosphate-3-epimerase
Exons: 7
Coding region: 346-828 (160 amino acids)
Biological process (GO): carbohydrate metabolic process; pentose-phosphate shunt; pentose-phosphate shunt, non-oxidative branch
Cellular component (GO): cytosol
Molecular function (GO): metal ion binding; D-ribulose-phosphate 3-epimerase activity
Source: RefSeq, a predicted model, not a curated record
CAGAGUCCGGAAGACAGUGCGGGAUGGGAGGGGGCGGAGCCAGAGCGGCGCGCCCAAUCGGGACGAAGUCUUGGCUGGCCCCGGGCUCUCGUGGGCUCACUCGCUCUAGGGAACCGGCACCAUGGCGUCGGGCUGCAAGAUCGGCCCAUCCAUCCUCAACAGCGACCUGGCCAACCUGGGGGCCGAGUGCCUGCGCAUGCUGGACUCGGGGGCCGACUACCUGCACCUGGAUGCACCCUGCUCUUCAGGGAGGUCAGUUUUUUGCAUUUUGUUCCCAACAUCACUUUUGGUCACCCUGUGGUCGAAAGCCUCCGGAAGCAGCUAGGCCAGGACCCUUUCUUUGACAUGCACAUGAUGGUGUCUAGGCCAGAACAGUGGGUAAAACCAAUGGCUGUGGCAGGUGCCAAUCAAUAUACCUUUCAUCUUGAGGCAACUGAGAACCCAGGGGCUUUGAUUAAAGACAUCCGGGAGAAUGGGAUGAAGGUUGGCCUUGCCAUCAAACCGGGAACUACAGUUGAAUAUUUGGCCCCAUGGGCUAAUCAAAUAGAUAUGGCCUUGGUAAUGACUGUAGAACCUGGGUUUGGAGGGCAGAAAUUCAUGGAAGAUAUGAUGCCCAAGGUUCACUGGCUGAGGACCCAGUUCCCAACUCUGGAUAUAGAGGUCGACGGUGGAGUAGGUCCUGACACUGUUCAGAAGUGUGCGGAGGCAGGAGCUAACAUGAUUGUGUCUGGCAGUGCCAUUAUGAGGAGUGACGACCCCAGAUCUGUUAUCAACUUACUAAGAAAUGUUUGUUCGGAAGCUGCUCAGAAACGUUCUCUCGAUCGAUGAAGCCACAAAGAACCUGGUUUCUGCUCAUGAAACCUUUUUUAUUGGAAAAGAGGAAUAUUGACUACCAAAUCACAUUGCAAUCGAAGCAGUGCUGCAUUCCAGAGAUUAAAAUCAUUUGGGCAGGAUGUUCAAGAGGUUAGAAAUAACUACCUUUUUAGUGAUGCCAUUUAGAGAUUAGCAUGAUAAGAAAUAUUCAUGUUUAUACUGGGAGAAUGGUUUUUGUAAAGAGUAAAAAUACGGUUUUGUUAAGAUUAGACAGAAAUACGUCUUAAUGCCUAAAGAGGAAAACUAGCUACUAUGACAAACAUUUUUCUGUAUUUUUACAAAAAGUGUUCUGUUGUUUCCCCAGUUUAUCCCUAAAGCAAAUGACAUGCAUAUUUUCUGUUUCAUGUCAUUUGUGAUUUGUUUAGACGCCUGAGAGAAUGAAUGGAAUGGGAGUAAAAUUAGAAGCUUUGGUGGGGUGGCAUGUCAUGGCCUGGCAUCUGAAACAUUUUUAAUCUUAUACUUGGUUUAUUAACAACUAUAAAAAUAAUGUAUGAAGCCUAGGGUUUCUGAAAUACAAGCACAGACUUUAUCAAGGUAUUUUCUUUGUCACAGCAGACUACUCGAUAAUUCCUUCCUGCCCCUGGUCACACAGUAUUAUGUGAAAUAAUACUGUUGUGUUAUCUGGAAGCAGAAAGAAACCGAAGUCUGCCUUGGAAGCUCCACUGGGUUGAAUACCAAGUUGGACCCAUUCUAGCUCUUUGAUCUUAGUAAAAUCAUCUAACCUAUUUUCACUAAAAACUCUUAAAUAUGUUGAAUGGAACCAUAACUACUGAGUUUGAGACUUAAAAGCAUAACAUAAUAUUGGAAAGUCUAUAGUUCUACGCUUAGACUGGAGAGGAUUCUCCACAAAUGGCAAGCAUUUUUUUUUUUUUUUUUACCUGUUUUGUGAGUUAUUAAGCACUUUGGAAUAAUCCCAUUAAUUCCUAGAUUAUCCAGUAAUUGUUAAAGCAGCUAUUUUUGUCCUAUCUUAAGACUAAAGAAAGUAGAGAUCUGCAGUGGGCUGGUACGUAGAGAGGGUCCAGUAAAAAGCAGUUUUCCGGUGUGUGCUACUUCUUUGACUACAAACAGCUCCUGGGGUAGGUUAAAAAAAAGAUUUUUACUUUUUUUAUUUUUAGUGUAACUUUACCCUCUAGUAAAAACAGUGAGUCAAGAAUACUCUGGAAAUAUAGCCUUUGACCCCAAAGAUAUGUGUGUGUGUGUGUGUGUGUGUGUGUGUGUGUGUGUGUGUGUGUGUACACAUACUUAAAUAUG